Molecule: messenger RNA, 9328 nt
Organism: Asterias rubens (European starfish)
Lineage: Eukaryota; Metazoa; Echinodermata; Asteroidea; Forcipulatida; Asteriidae
Product: la-related protein 1B-like
Exons: 20
Coding region: 1135-4977 (1280 amino acids)
Biological process (GO): positive regulation of translation; mRNA stabilization
Cellular component (GO): cytosol; cytoplasmic stress granule
Molecular function (GO): RNA cap binding
Source: RefSeq, a predicted model, not a curated record
GUCUGUACUGUAUGUCCGGAUGAUACAUUGCACAACGUGUAAAAAAUGGCUGGGUCGAUUCUGGUCUGUGCACCGCCGCGCACUAUCCCCAAAAUUGUCCAUGAAUUACCCGGCACCAAUCUAUCGGUCUCGGCUGAGAAAGGAUGGCGACAUGUGCUUGAAGUAAAGACGAUGUGGAACUUGAGGAUGUGAUAUUUAACAGCUAAAUGCAUUCUUUGGAGCUCAUAAACACGGUAAACACAAUUGCGAAGGAGAGAAAACUGUAAUUGACUAAGAUUGGAGAGAAAAUCAUGCAGUUGUGAGGCGAAUUUCGCCGAUGAAGUUAGCAGUGCUAGCCGAGGUUUAGUAGAAUUUCACCGUGCUGAUUUACGCACAUGUGUAGUGUAGCGCUGACCUCCGAAUCUCCCCGUGAACUUUUACCAGCGCAGGUCGUCGUGUGUAAAACGCCUAUACAAAAUCGCACCAUAUUGGAUGGAACUUUAUCGUUUAAAGACACGUGUUUGAUUGUUUAAAACAGAGCUGGGAGCCCACUUUUUUGACUAAUUACGUCUUCCUAUUUGUUUUUCGUCUAGUCAAGGCUCCACAUUGCCGGAAAAUCUCAUCAUUUUCUCGACGUGACUCUCCGCAGACGGCGAGGUUAUCGUGUGGUGCCCGCACGCUGUGUGAGUGUGUGCUCGGCCGCACACGCUCUUUCGAGUUUCAACCUCAGGUUAUUUUCUCUUGUCCAGAAUUAAAACGUUUCACCAUAUUUGAUUCUUGAAUGAUAGCUCGAUGCUUCUUUGUUGAUAGACACAUUUACAAUUUACAUUUACAAGGAAUAGAAAACAUUAGAAAAUCUGAAGUUAAAAAAUCACCAAUUGAAAACAAUUUCAGGAAAAUAGUGUAUAAAUGUAGCACCAGCAGCUUUCCCUGUGAGCACCAAAUUUCAUAAAUAUUGAUGCUCGCAUUAUUCAAGACUAUUGACAAUUGUACUUCAAUAUAGAGUGAAUAUUUCUUAAAUUGCUGUGUAACUGUAAGUCCUAGUUAAUUAGGCUUCCUGGUUACCUCAUUUGAUUUUGGAAAAACACCUUUUAAAAUAGGUAUAAAGGAAUUGAGUUUUCAAACAUAGCCUUGCGCUGGAACUAAUAAAUCAGCAUGGCAGCCGAGGUUGCCAAACAGCUGAGCUACAGCAGUGUAGUUCAGGAUCAGAGUGACAGCAGCAAAGUCAUGAGCACGGGUUCGCAAGUGAGCUCGAUGCGACCCGAGCUCAUCAACUCAACAGAAUCCAAAGAAAACGUCAAACCAGUUGUUGCUGGGAUGAACAACGCCGAGCAAAACACAACUGAAGAGCUCAACAGUGAAUCUGCAAAGCAAGAAUACGUUGAGGCUCCGCCCCCAAAGGUGAAUCCCUGGCAUCGAGCCGGCACAACUGCCACUCCAGCGAACCCGAAAGAGCAACACAUUAAAGACAAACCCAAAACGACGCCACAAGAACCCAAAACUAAAAACGUAGGGUUAGCAAACAACACUCUGGUAUCGAAUGCAAAGAAGAGCACCAGUGAAGCAGUUGAUAAGAAAACACCAGCGAAGCCCGAAAAGGAAGAGAAACCGGAGAAAAAAUUCACCAUACAAGAGGCUCUGCCCCCAAAGGUCAAUGCUUGGACUAAAAACAAACCAUUAGUUUCUACGGCUCCUCUGACUGCGGUUUUGCCAGCCCCUAAAACUGAGAAAACUGUUGAGAGUGAACCGGCUGCUGCUGCUGCUGCUGAUGUUCCUGCUGUGUCAACGAUACCCUCUGCACCUCCCGUUCCUCCAGUCAAGAGCUACGAGAAGGAAGCGAAACCUACAACGCCGACUGAGCCACAACCGCCAGUGGUGGCAGCCCCAAAACCAACACCAUCAAAAGAAGAGCCGGUUAGUUUCCCUAAAGCGACAGUCGUCAAAGCUUCAAAUGACAAGAACACUGUGGCGAGUGACUUCAAUGACCUUACCAGUUGGCCAUCCUUAGGAGGCGGCCCCAAGAUUAAGAAAGAGGCGCCACCGUCUCCCAGAGUAAAAGAGCCCGUCAAGGAAAAGGUAGAAGCACCUGCUAAGGAGGUCCCUCCUGUGAAGAAAGAGCCCUCGCCUGCCAAGAAAGAAAUGGCGCCCCCGCCGCCCAAAGGGCGAGACAACAAGAAAUCUCCAGCUAGGGAGGUGCAAGUCCGUGCUCCCCGAGUGCACAGGGAGGAUGCCAGGUCCCAUGCGACGUCUUCCAAGGCGUCAGAGUCUCGCACUGCAGACAGGAGGGAGAAGGACAAGGACAAGGACAAGAAGAAAGACAAGAAGCAGAAGUGGAUUCCUCUGCCAUUGGACCCCCCUGAGCCUAGAGGAAAGGGGCGGGACCGAGAGCCACGCCACGCACCCGCCCGCAACAACCGGGACAAAGAGAGCAACAGCCGAGAUGCUGCCCCUCCCCCACACCAUCGGGAGCGACGGGAGACCAGAGAGAAACGGGAACCCAAGGAAGCAUCUGAGACAGCUCGGGUACCAGCCAAGGAGGGAACCAGCAAGGGUACUCCUCCAGGAUCUUGGCGCGAGGAGAGAAGUCGCAGUCCCAGUGCCUCCAGCACCGACAGUCGCAGUUGGUCCCGGGGCGUGUAUCGCAGCCGAGGGCGCGGCAGAGGGCGUGGUAGAGGACGUGGGCGUGGUGGCUACUUCAGGAACACAGAGCAUCAGUGGACCAACAACAAUACAGUGGAAACUACUGUACCCGAUGCGUCGUUUGUACCCCAGUUCUUUGAGCCAGGGGAGUUUGACACGCCCUUUAUGACCUUUCCACCGUACAUGUAUGACGGAGCUGCAUUCCCUGGACCAUUGCCCCUGGAACCUGACCAGACCACGUUAAGAGACUACGUCAAGAAACAGAUUGAAUAUUACUUCAGUGUGGAGAACUUAGUGAAGGAUCUCUUCCUGCGGAGAAAGAUGGAUGCAGAGGGAUACCUGCCUGUGAGUUUGAUAGCCAGCUUCCAUCGGGUGCAGAAGUUGACCAGUGACAACGUCAUUAUCAUCGAGGCGCUGGCUGACAGUGAAGAGGUUGAGCUCUCUCCGGAUAAUAUGAGGAUCCGACGCCGUGAUGACCCUCUACAGUGGAUCAUUACCGGCCCCGCGCUACCCUCGACCGUCACAUCGGUUCUCUCCUACGACAGUCCAGAGUUUGUUCCCGGCAAGCCCUACCCUUACGUGAAUACACAUGACACAGAAUCGGCUCCGACUUCACCGACUCCAGCCCCUGACGCCCAGAACGUAGUUAACAAUCUGAAUGACGAAGGCAUGGAGAUCUCCAUGGAGAGGAAGGACAGCAUGAAUGGGUUUAACAUGACCCCUGGCCUGUCCACCAGCCUGCCGGAGAAGGAGUCUAGCAUAUGGACAGAGGUACGACGGCGGCACAGGAGCCCUGCAGCAGCCAGCAAACCAAAGACACCUGGCUCCCCUGAGCCCAACUCGGACUUGUUCGGAGGACAGGAGGAACUAGACUUCCAGUUUGACGAGGAGCUGUCCAAUAUAACAGGUAGCGGAAGGAAAAACACCUUCUCAGAAUGGUCGGACGACUCUGACGAUGAGAUCACGGACCACGAGGUGAGCAAGAUCAUCAUCGUGACUCAGACGCCGCCAUGCUACAAGAAGCACCCAGGGGGCGACCGGACGGGCUACCACGUAUCCCGCUCCAAGAUCACCAACAACCUGGCCAAGAUCAUCAACGACGGACUGUAUUACUAUGAGAUGGACCUAUGGAUGGACGAUGAGAUUCCUGUUCCAAAGACUGAAUUAAUUUACAAGAAGAUCAACACCAUCAGUCAGGAAGACUUCUCCACCCUGGCACCGAGGGCCGAGUAUCGGGAGCAAGAGGUACCCCCUGCCCCGCCGAUCCAGGAACCGGAGGAGCAGAAAGAGGAAGAGCUAUCGGUAAAGCCAGAACAAGACGUCAGACCCAAGGACAUUACGCCCAUCAAAGGUAUACCCCAGGCAAUGAUGAAAUCGGAGAGGCAGAUCUCACAGUCGCUACCCACUGCCGUCGCCAACGCAACAACCCCUGCUAGGGAGUCGAUGAGACCCAUGGGGUCCCGCACCCCUAGGACCAAAGAUGCCCAGUCAACACCCAGGUUCUACCCAGUCAUUAAGGACUCGAGACCUAUCGAUAAUAAGACGCCAAGAAAGCGGAAGACCAAACACAGUGACAACCCACCGGUGGAGAGCCACGUAGGUUGGGUCAUGGACUCAAGAGAACACCCUAGUAGGUCUAGGAAUACAUCUAUCGGGUCACCAUCGGAGGGUAGUUUGGUCAGCACAAGCUACGGUACUCCGCAACCGAUACCCAAGUUUGAACAUCCCUCCCAUGAGCUAUUGAAGGAUAAUAACUUCACGCAGCAUGGCUACCACAAGUACCAUCAAAAGUGUCUGAAAGAUCGCAAGAAGCUUGGCAUCGGCAAGUCCCAAGAGAUGAACACACUCUUCCGGUUCUGGUCGUUCUUCCUGCGCGGCAACUUCAACCGCAAGAUGUACGAGGAGUUCCGCAACCUGGCGGUGGAGGACAGUAAGCACGGGUAUCGCUACGGCGUGGAGUGCCUCUUCCGCUUCUACAGCUACGGCCUCGAGAAGAAGUUUCGCGCAGACAUCUUCAAGGAUUUCAUGGCCGAGACCAAGAACGAUUACAAUUUUGGUCAAUUGUACGGUUUGGAGAAAUUCUGGGCCUUCCUCAAGUACACCCGCAAGAAGAAUCUAGGGGUUGACCCCGAGCUUAAAGAAACACUAGAGAACUAUAAGACACUAGAAGAUUUCAGAGUACUGCCUCCCAUUGGGGAAACUCAGACAGAGGGCGCCGUUGGCGGUGCUGAGGUUGCCGAGGAAAGCACCCACAAGAAGCCAAAACACCAGGACAUGACGUCGUCAGGGACCGAAACAAGCACAACAACAAAAGCCAAAACACAAGAGGGCGCUUCAGGCGGUCAGGACGACUCGUGAGAUUCACAGGGGUCAGGGGUAAAAUCAUGUCAGACCAAGGUCAGAAGGUCUUGGUCGACUUUUGGUGAGGCGGGAGGCACAUAAUCAUGCAAGAGGUUUAUACUUGUGCAAAGGGCAGCAGGAGGAAAUGUGUAUAAAUACUGAGAAAGGUAAUUCCUUGGGCCAAGGAAUUGUUCGGUGUUGAUAGGUGAAGUGCUCCGGUUUCUUUUGAUUUCAAUUCUCACAAAUUGUCUUGGUUUAUUCCUUGGCUGCGGUGUAUCCAGAGAAAACCAACUGCUUGUCGACUUCUUAAAUGUCAAGUCCACAAGGCAGGUGCUGUUGAUGUUGCUUUGAGGCUGCCUUGAAACAAGUGUUAUCUGAUAAUAAUGGUGGGAAACAGUUUCGUUAUUGAUUAGUGCAUCAGUAGCCACUGAGCGUGGUGCUGGCUGAGUGGGGAAAUAUAGCCAGAUAUCCAUGACUAAUGCCAGGCCAGUCAGCUUUAAGAGUUGGGAUACUAUACUACUAAGGAGCUCUAUGCAAUUGACUGCUGCCGACAGUGUGGUGUCCCACUUUCCAAUGGUACAAAUUGUUGGAAAGAGAUAACGAUGAUAAAAUGUUUUAUAGCCCUCGUCGUAUCACAAUGUGAUACAGCAAGUUUUGCUGCCGAAUUACGGAAUCAGCUGCAAGCCAUGCUAUGUUUCACAAAGUAUGUGUGUUUGUGUGAACGUAACCGAAACCUUCAGCUUAACGACCUGUCGUCUGGACGUAGAUGGUGUCGUUUUUUAAGAACGGACUUUUUGGUUUCGCAGUAAACCAAGGAACUGAUGGUAGAGGGAGGGGUUGAGGCGGGUCAGCGCAAGUAUUGACUGCUGUCAAAUAUUGCCAAACCCUGGCAGCCUUGUUGCUGACUAGCCACCCUGAAUCGAGUGUCUAUCAAUUGCAAUAAGUUUUAAAUUUGUUGACGGCCUAUUUCAUAACGGAAGUACCCCUGUAUUUUGAAGAGAUUUUUGUUAUUUUAAUCUUUCUCUUUGUCGUUCAGAGCUUUGCAGGUAAUCUUAAAGUGACUUUUAAUUUAAACUGUUUCUUUGAAAGUGUCCCCCUCCUCAAGUACAUGUUUACAUUUUUGAUAUGAUUCAAAACUAUUGGUGUAAAUUUUGGUUCGUUUAUCUCAAUAAUUGCUAUCUCCACCUUUAAAAAAAAAAAGUAUAAAAAAAAUGUAAAAGCAGAAAUUAUAUUUAAAAACAAAAACAAUCCAGGCAAAUAGAAAUGGAUUUACUUAUGACUCUGAUGUUGUAAGGUUUUGCAAUGAUUUUAAAUAUAUACAUUUCCCCUUCGUUAUUUAUCAUAAAAAAAUUAUAUUAUUAUUUACGCAUACAUCAAUAACAAAAAAUAGUGUUAUUUCUGUUCUGAAAGUUGAUAUUUAAAUAGAUCGUAUUCUUUAAACACAUUUUUUUGGUUUAUGAAAAAAGUAUUAUCCAGUUUACUUUUGGGUUGGAGUUUGUUUUUAAAAAGUAUGAUUUAAAAUGUAUGGAUUCGCAAUCGACAAGUAAUGAGCACUGAGCACAACAUGGUGCACUGUGGUCCAUUAUUAACUGGUUUCAAUUAACGACGAUCAAACCUUUCGGGUUUUCAGAAAAGGAUUGAAAUAACAGUCAUGAUGAUUGGUCGAUGUGCUCCUGUCAAUUUCAAUCCCAGCCAAUCAGCAGAUUGUUGUAUGGAGUUGAUCUCAUAUUGAGAACAGUUUGGCCAAUCAAACCUUUGAUUUUAUCAGUUAAAGGAUUGAAACAACGGUCAUGAUGAUUGGUCGAUGUACUCCUGUCAAUUUUAAUCCCAGCCAAUAAGCAGAUUGGUGUAUGGAGUUGAUCUCAUAUUGAGAACAGUUUGGCCAAUCAAACCUUUGGGUUUAUCAGUUAAAGGAUUGAAAUAACAGUCAUGUUGAUUGGUCGAUGUUCUCUUGCAAAUUUCAAUUCCAGCCAAUCAGCAGUGAUGUUAAAUGGAGCUGAUCUGUUGCUGAAAAAAUGUACUAAAUUGUAAGCUCAGAUAGACCUUUUGUUUGUUCUACACCUCGUAAAAUCUACAACUUGAGACUGGUGCUUUCAGGUUUGACUAUCCCAUUAGUAAUUGUGAUUGGAGGAGUCUAUGAGCUAUACAUGCUAAGAUUCCCUAAAAUUAGUGGCCUUGUUAAAGGUGUUUUAUUAGCAGAAGUUAUUUUUACCUUCGUGGAAAAAAGAAUUUGAUUGUGAAAGGGCCUUGAGGUCACUCCCGAAUGCAUCAAAAUCCACUAGAAGGUUUUGCUUGAAUUGUUUUGCUUGAAUUGGUACGGCACAGCCAUUAUACAUUGCAUGAUGCCAGGCAUGCCAGUGUUGUGUGUUGGAUUCAGAAAAGCUUCCCAUGAGGGGGUCAGGGGUCAAGUCUUGAGUUAGGAACGUGUGUUUUGUCCCAGAGUGAGGAAUUCAAAAGUAGGUUCUUGAUUUGUGGGAAAUCAUCCUGUCGAUGAGUGGAAUUAGGAUCAUUCCAGUGGAAUGGGACUGAGUUUAGGGGAAUUUGGAUCUCUAGAUGAUUGCAAUUGGGAUUUAUGAUGGAUGUAUGGGAUUGGGAACUUGCUGUCUAUUUGCUGAGUGAUAGUUAGAUCUCAUCGCUGAGUAGGAUAAGGUGCUUAACGCCGAGUGACUUUUGGAUUAGGUGAUCACUAUUGCUGAGAUGGACUAGGGAUAGGAGCCGACCAUCGCUGAAUCAGAUUGAGGGAUCUAAUGCCAAGUGGGAUCUGGUUAUUGCUGAGGGGCAUUGAGAUAUCACAAUUACCCAGUGAGAAUAGGGCAUUGUUAAUCACCUUGAUCAGUAUUCACUAUUACUAUAAGGUGGAUUUGGAUAUUACUAUCCCAAGGGGGAUUAGGAUCCCACUAUCCACUUGAGGGGUUAGGAUCUCACUAUCCCAAAAAAGGAUGAGGGUCUCACAUUCUCUGAGUGGGAUUAAGAUCUCGCUUUUACCGAGUGGGAUUAGGAUCCCCUUAUCCUUAAGUGGGAUUAGGAUCUCAGUAUCCUUGAAUGGGAUAAGGAUCUCACUAUUCUUAAUUGGGGUUGAGAUCUCGUUAUCACUGAGUGGGAUUAGGAUCCCACUAUCCCUGAGUGGCAUUGGGAUCUCACUAUCACUGAGUAGGAUUUGGAUCUCACUUUCACUGAGUGGGAUUAAGAUCUCGUUUGUACCGAGUGUGAUUAGGAUCCCCUUAUCCUUAAGCGGGAUUAUGAUCUCAGUAUCCUUGAAUGGGAUAAGGAUCUCGCUAUCAUUGAGUGUGAUUAAGAUCCCACUAUCACUGAGUAGGAAUGGGAUCUCACUUCCACUGAGGGGAUUAGGAUCUCGGUAUCCUUGAAUGGGAUAAGGAUCUCACUAUUCUUAAUUGGGGUUGAAGUCUUGCUAUCACUGAGUGGGAUUAGGAUACCACUAUCACUGAGUAGGAAUGGGAUCUCACUUCCACUGAGGGGAUUAAGAUCUCGCCUUAUGUGGGAUUAGGAUCUCAAUAUCACCGAGUGGGAUUAGGAACUCCUUUUCACUGAAUGGGAUUAAGAUCUCACUUGCACUGAAUGGGAUUAAGAUCUCACUAUCACCGGGUGGGAUUAGGAUCCCACUAUCCUUUAGUGGGAUUAGGAUCUCAUCCUUAAAUGGGAUAAAGAUCUCACAACCACUGAGUGGGAUGUGGAUCUCACUUUCACCGAGGGGGAUGGGGAUCUCGCUAGAGUGGGAUCUCCUUAGAGUCUUCUUUGUAAAAGUUUUGAUUCCUUUUCAUGGUGUAACUCUAAUCUUUCAAAAACACCUCUUGUUGCUCUUGUACAUUUUUGGAUGAAAGUAGUUUAGCUUUGGUAGAAAAAAAGCGUAGUUUUCCAUUCAUGGUUUUCUUUUUUGUAAGUUUGGACAAGCUGAGCACUCGUUUUAAUUUCUUACUUGUACAUAUAUAUAUAUAAAUGCAACCCUUAGCGGAAUGAAGUUUCAUGUCGUCGGUUGGGUUGUUUGAAUUUUAUUCAGGGGACAAAAAUCGCCCCAUAAUUUAUGAUUAACAAUAGACAAAAACUAAUGGUAAAAAAAAAAAUGAUUGUUAAACAGUCGUUAUUGUUUAAUGGAGUAUACAAUCAAACGUUGGGUGUUUUAAUGCUGUUUGGGGUUUGGUGGGAUUUUAAUUUUUUUUUCUUUCUUCGGGUAGCUUUGUGCAGUGUUUCUCUUCUGUGUUUUAUUCAUCUGCAACUGUUGAAGUUUGCGACUUAUUAUGCAAGAAACGUCAGAGUUAUCCAAAUUUUCAUGUAAAUACAAUGUUUGAGAAUCACUCACCUUUUUGCAAAUGUGGAUCUCUUAAAAACAAAAUCUAUUUUUGAAAGAAAAAAA